AUGGCGUCGCCGCCGCCGCUGUCGUCGCCGCCGCCGCCACCGCCGCCGCGCCCGGACAAGAAGAGCUCGGCCGCUUCGCUGAAGGCCGACUUCUCGCGGCCCGACGGCGUCGGCGAGGGCGUGAAGCGCCUGAACGAGCUGCUGGACGGCGUCCUGAACCCGGAGCGGCCGGUGGCCGAGGCCGAGGCCAUCGACUGGUGCAAACACCUGAUGGCCGGCGGCCAGAGCUUCGAGGAGUUCUGUCGGACGGUCCGCUCGUACGACAAGGCCACGCUGUGCGGCCUGGUGUGGACCGCCAACUUCGUGGCCUACCGCUGCCGGACCUGCGGCAUCUCGCCCUGCAUGUCGCUGUGCGCCGAGUGCUUCAACGCCGGCGACCACACGGGCCACGACUUCAACAUGUUUCGGAGCCAGGCGGGCGGGGCCUGCGACUGCGGGGACAGCAGUGUGAUGCGGGAGAGCGGGUUUUGUAAACAACAUCGAUGCACAACAAGUGAAAAUAUUCCUUGUGUUCCCAAUGAACUGAUGUUGAUGUCUGAACAGAUGCUUCCUCGAAUUAUCCUCCGCCUUAUUCAGCAUUUACGGGAUGGUUACAGUGAACCAGUAACUGAGGCAACACCUGAGAGAGACCUUCAGAAAACACUGCAACAGAUGGAACCCCUCAUUUCUCUUCUAGAAGAGCUAACCAAGAUGGGAGGGGCAAUGCGAUCUAUUUUGACAAGAGUGUUAGCUAACCAGCAGAUAUAUAAAGACCUCAGUUCUGGUGAAAUGUGCACUGGAGAAAAAACCUAUGCAAAGAAAAACUACGAAAAAUACCUGUCAGCUCUCAGAGACUCUGUACUCGUAUCCUCUGAGGAUCAAUCUGUGACCACAGCACUAUAUCAUAUGGCAGGGGCAAGCAGUGUAACUAUUUUGGAUACAACACCGGACACAGAACAAAUGGAUUCUUCUGAUGAGGAGGAUCAGGAUGGCAGUCAAGGUGUUGGCAAACGGAAGAGGGUAAAACUCUGUAACAGCGCCAAAGAUCCAUCCAUCAUGGAUGUUUUAAAACAUAAAUGCUUUCUAGAAGAGUUGUUAUUUUGGACUGUAAAAUACGAGUUUCCACAGAAAAUGGUAACCUUUCUACUGAAUAUGCUGCCUGAUCAAGACUACAAGGUUGCUUUUACUGAAACAUUUGUUCAGCACUAUGCUUUUAUUAUGAAAACUUUGAUUAAGAGCCAUGAAUCCGACACCAUGUCUAAUCGGAUUGUUCACAUCAGUGUUCAGUUAUUCAGUAAUGAAGAGUUGGCACGUCAAGUGACGGAAGAAUGCCAUCUACUGGAAAUAAUGGUCACUGUAUUACUUUACAUGAUGGAAAGUUGCCUUAUCAAAAGUGAGUUGCAAGAUGAAGAAAACAAUUUCCAUGUUGUUGUCAACUGUGGUGAACCCCUUUUAAAGAACAACACAUACUGGCCGUUAGUUAGUGAUUUCAUAAAUAUCCUCUCACACAAAAGUGUAGCAAAGCGUUUCCUGGAGGAUCAGGGCCUUCUACAGAUGUGGAUGAAUUUUGUUUCCUUCUUUCAAGGCAUGAAUUUAAACAAGCGAGAAUUAAACGAGCAUGUGGAAUUUGAGUCACAAACCUAUUAUGCGGCGUUUGCAGCCGAAUUGGAAGCCUGCGCGCAACCGAUGUGGGGACUGUUAACACACUGCAAAGUUAGGGAGACACAAGAGUACACCAGAACAGUAGCCAGGUAUUGCCUGGAUGCGCUACAGGAUUGGUUUGAUGCUAUCAAUUUUAUUGAUGAGCCAACUCCUAACCAGGUUACGUUUCAUUUGCCUCUCCAUCGUUACUAUGCUAUGUUUCUGAGCAAGGCAAUUCAAUGCCAGCAACUGGAUCUAGAUGCACUGUUACCAGAUCAAGAGAUGCUCAUGAAACUUAUGGUUCAUCCACUACAAAUUCAGGCAUGUCUGUCAGAGAUACACAGUAACAUGUGGGUCCGAAAUGGACUACAGAUUAAAGGGCAAGCUAUGACCUAUGUGCAGUCCCACUUUUGCAACUCCAUGAUUGACCCAGAUAUUUACCUGCUGCAGGUUUGUGCUUCAAGAUUAGAUCCAGAUUAUUUCAUUUCAUCUGUUUUUGAAAGAUUUAAAGUGGUUGAUCUACUGACGAUGGCAUCACAGCAUCAGAAUACAAUUCUUGAUGCAGAAAAUGAAAGACCUAUGCUUGAAGGAGCUCUCACAUUUCUAGUUAUUUUGAUGAGCCUACGCAUCCAUUUAGGAAUGACAGAUGAUGAGAUCCUGAGGGCGGAAAUGGUUGCACAGCUCUGCAUGAAUGACAGAACACACAGUACAUUAUUAGAUCUCAUUCCUGAAAACCCCAACCCCAAGAGUGGGAUUAUCCCAGGGAGUUAUUACUUUGAAGCAAUGCUUUCUGCUGUGGCUGAUUUUAAGGCACCAGUCUUUGAACCUGGAGGUUCCAUGCAGCAGGGAAUGUAUACCCCUAAAGCUGAUGUCUGGAAUCAAGAAUUUGAUCCAAUUAUGGUGAUUCAUCGAACAGUGUAUCGUAGAGAUGUUCAGUCUGCCAUGGAUAGAUACAUGGAAUUCCUGAAGCAGACUGGAAAGUUCUCUGGAAACCCGUGGCCACCGUAUCGGGAGAGAACUUCUCUAAAUCCCAACUACAAAGGUCUUAUGCGACUCUUGCACUGUAAAACUUUACACAUCGUCCUGUUCACUCUUCUUUAUAAGAUCUCCAUGGAUCACCAGAAUAUGUCUGAACAUAUCCUGUGUAUGGUGUUGUACCUGAUUGAGCUCGGUCUGGACAAUGUUUUGGAAGAACCAGUUAAUGAGGAAACGCUUGAAGAACAAUGCAGUGAUAGUUGGUUCAAUGGAACCAACAUAGUGACAAAUCUUCAUCAUGUUAUUAACUAUGUUCGAGUCCGAGUUCCAGAGACUGCCCCUGAAGUCACCAAAGAGCCACCUGCCAGCACCAGCUCAGACACCUCUACAUCUGUGCAGGGUUCAAGAAGGUCCUCUGCCUUCAGCCGAGAGAAUUCAAACGCAGCUCAGGUCUUUAGCUUAGUCGCAGAACGUAGACGGAAGUUUCAGGAGAUGAUAAACAGCAACAGUGGCAAUGCUGGUCAGCCUACAGAUGUUAGACCAAAGACAUCAAAAUGGACAGCUCCUAGUUCAACGCCACAACUUACGACAACCAUUCUGGAAAUCCGAGAAAGCAUGCUAUCUCUUCUAAUCAAACUUCAUCAUAAACUCUCAGGGAAACAAAACUCUUACUACUCAUACUGGUUAGAAGAUUCAGACUCUGCACCUAGGCUAGACUCGAUGAAACAGAUUCACGGCGAUGGCAUCACAGCUGUAGAAAGGAUUUUAGCUAAAGCUGCAGAACGGAGUCGUCAGAACCAGAGCAGCAUUGAAGAGAUUUGUCAGAAGGUGACACCACCUGUACCUCCUAAGAAGAGCAACUCAUCAGAUAAGAAAGCUUUAGACAAAGAAGAAAGACGUCAAAAAGCCAGAGAGAGACAACAGAAGCUGCUUGCUGAAUUUGCUUCAAGACAAAAGAGUUUCAUGGAAACUGCAAUGGAUAUUGAAUCACCUGUCAGUGAGGUUGCCAUGGAUAUAGGAUCGUCAGAACAGCUGGAAUCCGAGACUGUGUAUGACUGUGUCAUUUGUGGACAAAGUGGCCCUUCUACUGAGGAAAGACCAACUGGAUUAGUGGUUUUGUUGCAGGCUUCAUCAGUCCUUGGGCACCGUCGAAAAAGCGUUGAGCCGAAGAAUCUGCCGACCAGUGAUGAAGAGCAGAUUUACCCUGAGGAUACCUGUGGCACUGCACACGAUGUCAGGAUCACAGAAUUGCAGCAAUACUUCAAAGAUAGUUCUUGCCUGCAGUCGGUGUCCAUAGGCUGGGAAGGCGGUGUGUACGUUCAGACUUGUGGACACACUUUGCAUAUUGACUGUCAUAAAUCCUACAUGGAGUCACUAAGGAAUGAUCAGGUGGUUCAAAGUAUCCAAGGCGAAAAUGGAGAGUUCACCUGCCCCCUUUGUAGACAGUUUGCUAACAGUGUACUCCCGUGUUAUCCUGAAAAAAGUGAGGAAAAAGGUAGAUGGUCACCUUACAACAGCAAGAGCCUCCAAACACUGGUCAAAGAAGUGGAGGACCAGCAAGAACAGAUGGGAAUGUACCCAGUAAGCAUCAGUUCAGUAACAAAUCUGAGCAAGGAGAUGGAAUCUGUGAUGAAAGACAUAAAGAAUGCAACUCAAAAGAAAUACAUAGAUUAUGGGAAAUCACCUGGUUCACCUGACAAUGACUUUCUCUUCAUGUAUUCAGUAGCUAGGGUGAAUUUGGAGCUGGAAUUGGUUCAUCGAGGAGGAAACUUGUGUUCGGGGGUAGCAAGCACUACCUUGAAAAGAUCCUGUUUAAGCCAGUUGUUCCAUGUGUUAGCCAUGCACAUGCGCUUGUUCAGAAUUGACUCUGCUUACAAUCCCUGGACACGACUGACACAACUUAUGCAGGCUAAUGAUUCAGAAAUCUGUGAUGAUGAGAAGCCAGAGGUGCCACUGUUGUACCGGGAUGUUUCAUCUCUCCUUCUUAUCCUAGUUUUAACUAUGCCACAAGAAUUGCACAAAGAGCACUUUACCUGUAUUGUGAAAGUGUUGUAUACUUUUUUAUACACACAAGCUAUUGCAGCCCUGGCUGGUAGAAUGAAUGCUGAGGAAAGAGCAGCUUGGAAGAAUUCUGGAAAACUCAAGAUCAUGUGUAAUUCAGAUAAAUCCUUGGAGGUAUUACUAAGCCAUGUAAUCAGUGAGCUGUCCAGAGGCAAACUUUACUUUGGAAAGGAGAACGAGCCAGUAUUUAUGCUUGGCACCAGUGUCUGGUCUCUUCAGUCUAUAGAACACAGCAUCAAGCAGUUCUGUCUGCCUUUUCUCAGGAUUACCAGCCUUCUACAACACCACCUCUUUGGCGAUGAUCUUCCCAGUUGCCAGGGAGCUGAGGAAGAAUUUGGGAUGCUCGCCAGCUGUGUUGGGUUACUGUCAUCCCCCUUUCAGCCAGGUGAUCCAGUUAACAGUUCCUCCUGCCUUGAGUGGACAAUCCCAGCACUAGAUAUUGUAUCUCAGUGGUGCUCGGAAGUAACGUCUUUUGCAGAGAAUUGCUCAGAGCAAGCAACGAGUCUGCUUCAACAGGAUCCACAGUGGUCUUCACCAAGCCUUCUUCAGUUACCUGAGAAUUACAAUACUAUCUUUCAGUACUAUCAUCGAAAGGCUUGUGUUCACUGCUCAAAGGUGCCUAAGGACCCUGCGCUUUGUCUGGUGUGUGGUACCUUUGUGUGCCUCAAGGGUCAUUGCUGUAAACAACAAAGCUAUUGUGAAUGUGUACUGCACUCGCAGAACUGUGGAGCAGGAACGGGAAUAUUCCUCCUGAUUAACGCCUCUGUAAUAAUCAUCAUCCGUGGACAUCGGUUUUGUUUGUGGGGAUCUCUAUAUCUUGAUGCUCAUGGUGAGGAAGACCGAGACCUGAGACGAGGCAAGCCAUUGUACUUGUGCAAGGAACGCUAUAAAGUCCUGGAGCAACAGUGGAUAGCGCACACCUUUGAUCACAUCAAUAAAAGAUGGAGCCUACAUUACAAUGGAUUGUAACUAAUCUUGCACAUCUCCGAUGCAACACGGUCAUUGACCAGCUUUAAUACAUACUUUCAUACAUGUUAAAAAUUUUAUUUUUAAAUAGUAGUCUUUCUAUUAAGUAAUCAUCAUUAUUCUACAUGUUCGAAGGUGCUAUCAAUAUCACUUAUGGCACUGUGUGGAAAAUCCCAGCAAAAUAUGGUUCCAGGAUUCGGCUCAAAGAUCUUUUACAAAUCGAAAUAACUUUUUAUUUAUUAAUCAUAUUGUAGUUGCAACAACAUAUGAAAGAAAAAAAGCACAAUUUAAAUUCAGAAGUUUCCCCCUUCCAGCUAAAUUAAAUGUUUAGAGUAUAAGGCGAAGAAAGGUGGACUGUAAUUUUUUGAAGGGUUUAGUUGCAAAUUCUCUUGAUAUGAAGGAUACCAAUUGUAGAGAUUUGAUCACCUAGAUGUGAUACCAGACACUAUUUAGAAGUGUUUAUUUGAAGCCUGCUGCAUUUGUUAAAUUGCCUUUGUUUGCGAUAAGUUGAUUUGUGCUGAAUUUUCAAUAUUUUGCAGAAUUUUUGACUGUUUUGGAUUGUAACUAACUGUAACAUUCUGAUGAGUUCAUUGUAGCUUGCUUGGUUUUGUUUUUUUUAAUAUAAAAAAAACUCUUGGAUAUGUCUUCAGUCUAAAUUGAUUUACAAGUUUUCAGUUUUGAAAGGUGAAAGGUUUAGUCUAAGGACAAUGAAUUUUUUUGCUGAAGCUAAUUGAGUAAAGCAAAUACACUAUUUGGAAUUGACUGCUGCUAAUAAUGUGAUAGAACUAACAAAACAAAAUGAUUGAUCUUCAUUGAAGAGAGUAGCUUUAUGUUAAUGAUCUGCUCUGGAAGUUUAUCAGCACCUUAUGGAGGAAGUGUGUUUACUUGGUUUUGUCACCGUACAGAACAUGGAAUGUUCUAAUUACAGCCACGCAUCCAUGACUUUCACAACAGGAGUUUUAAUAUUUUUUAGAAUAAUUGGACAUGAAAUAAACAGCACUGUCUAUAGUGAGACUUUCACAUAUCAAUUGACAACUGUAAUACUUGUGCAGUGUAAUCCACACUAUCUGUCUACUUGAUUUACUAAAUACUCAUGACUAUGAUAGUGUUGGAUGAGAAAUCUCAUUGUUAUCCUCUUUGAUUGGAUUUGGAAUGGUAUUCAUGUCCAGAAUGGGAUAUAUACUGUUCAGAAAUUGUCUAUCUCUGUUAUGGGUAGGUGAAAAAUAUUGUAUUGUGUCUGUCAGACAGGAUUGAUUCAUAUUCACAACUAUGUUUUGCUUUUGUUGGUAUUUUUAUGCAGCAGGCUUAAGGAAGAUCCUAUAUUUAGGGCUCUGUCGGUAAAAUAUCGAGACAAUUAAUUCAAGGGUCUGUAAGAGCUGCAUUAAAAUGAGUGAUUGAGUUUGUGGUGGAAUGUUGCUGGAAGGAAAACGUUUCAGCCAUAUCUGUAGACCAUAAGAAAAUCCAUAGAUCCAUCAAGACUGCCUUGUUAACAAAAGAUUUGUGUCUGCAAAACUAGUCAAGUCUAAUGUGAGGAAUUUAAUACAAUUGAAUAUUCAGGUUCAUAGUUCCAUAUUGCUCUAAUGUGCACAUAUCGAAAAUGGAAUUCUUACAAGAUCAGUCCGACACGGAAAAGGGAAAAUUAUUGUAGAUUGGCUCUUGGGAUUGUGUGAAAGUGAUUUGAGCAUAUAAAACAUUUAAGAACUACCGGAAAAUAGAUAUUUAAUAGCUAAUUUGAUUAUUUUAUUUGAAUCACAUGUGCAGCUACUUAAAUAGCCGACACAUUCAAGGCCCUGUGAAAGUUCCAUUGCUUAAUGGUUCAACACCACUUUCUAAUUUUGUGCAAAAACAAUUGAUUUGAUCCAUGAUUUAUCGAUAUGCAUAAGUAUAUAUCAAUGCCCAUUGUUGAAUAUAAGACAUUCUUAAUGUACAAGAGAAUACAACACUCGCAGCAGAGCGUAGUGCAGAAUACUAAAUACUAAUAAACGGCAGCAAGGUUUAAAUUUAGUGACCGCAUGUGUGUAUAAACAGACAACAGUAAGUAAGACGUAGGGUGUAUAAUAAUUGCUUGUACCUACUAUUGCUGUGGGUAUGAUAAUGGAUUAUGAAUUGUCCUAUAUUAAUUUUAAUGGAUUGUUCUUUGCUACUCUGAUUCCCAGAGAUGGUAAUGGGCUUAUCUUCACUUUGUCCCCAUACUAAUGGUGGAAUUUGGAUACCAGAUACGCAGUUGAUUUAAAAAAUGUACUUGAAGAAUUCAUGCAUGCUGCUGAGUUAGGGUUUUUUUUGUUAGUUUUUCUAAGUUUUGUAAUCACCACUUUGCAGUCUAACAUUUUCAUGCAAACAAGAGUGGUGUGUGUACUUUGCAGAUAGAAGUUGAGUGUUUCACCAGUGUGUUGCCCCGUAUGAAUGAAUAUUUUAAAUACAGUACAUUACUGUAGAACCUAAAGACUUUCUGGCACAUCGAAAAGAAAACCUUAAGCUUAAUAAAAAUGACUGUAACAUAUGUUAAUAAAAAAUAUAAAUUGAA
Messenger RNA from Callorhinchus milii (elephant shark), 8146 nucleotides. It is a transcript of the gene ubr3, whose product is annotated as ubiquitin protein ligase E3 component n-recognin 3. Lineage: Eukaryota; Metazoa; Chordata; Chondrichthyes; Chimaeriformes; Callorhinchidae. Gene Ontology annotation, cellular component: cytoplasm; ubiquitin ligase complex. The transcript has 40 exons. Gene Ontology annotation, molecular function: ubiquitin protein ligase activity; zinc ion binding. Gene Ontology annotation, biological process: ubiquitin-dependent protein catabolic process via the N-end rule pathway; protein ubiquitination. The record is from RefSeq and is a predicted model, not a curated record. Bases 1 to 5625 code for a protein of 1874 amino acids.